GUGCGAUUGCUUAGUUUUGAAGCUGGAGCUGAUCGGAGAAAAGAGCUGCAAGCGCUGGCACCGCGACUUCUGGUGCGCUCGCGCCAUCGUCACCUACAACACAGCAGGCACGCUGUAUACGGGGGACGAGAAUGUCAACUUUUGGGAGCUGGAACACAAGGGCACCAAUGAGCGCAUCAUCCGCGAUAACUCAGAGAUCCACUCUGCCGGCGUAGGGAACAUCCUCUUCAUCAAAGGCAUGAAGUAUCCGGAUCCUGUGAAAGGCUUGAUCCACAGGUCACCGGAAGCCCAGUACCACGACAGCGGUCUGGUGCGCAAUCGCCUCGUGCUCAAGGUCGAUGUGCCCGAACCCGAGGCAUGGCAAGAAGAAGAUUGCGACUGCUGUCCGUGA
Symbiodinium necroappetens is the source of this 391-nucleotide messenger RNA. NCBI's taxonomy places the organism in Eukaryota, Dinophyceae, Suessiales, Symbiodiniaceae. The record is from the annotation of a GenBank genome assembly.